Strongylocentrotus purpuratus (purple sea urchin) is the source of this 2711-nucleotide messenger RNA. Its product is annotated as glutamine-dependent NAD(+) synthetase. Gene Ontology annotation, biological process: NAD+ biosynthetic process. The record is from RefSeq and is a predicted model, not a curated record. The transcript is spliced from 19 exons. Bases 117 to 2549 code for a protein of 810 amino acids. Lineage: Eukaryota; Metazoa; Echinodermata; Echinoidea; Camarodonta; Strongylocentrotidae. Gene Ontology annotation, cellular component: cytoplasm. Gene Ontology annotation, molecular function: ATP binding; NAD+ synthase (glutamine-hydrolyzing) activity; glutaminase activity.
UUACAUCAUUAUUUAAUUUGGUUCUUCCUAUGCUUCGCAGCGCAGGUUGUCACAGCUCAGCUCUUUGCUCAGUCGUGUGAUUUCGUCUCCGUGAAGUAGGAACAAAUAUUUUUAAAAUGGGAAGAAAAGUUGUUUUAGCGACCUGUACCCUGAACCAGUGGGCAAUGGACUUCGAAGGAAACUACGAAAGAAUCCUGAAAAGUAUGGCUAUUGCCAAGGAAAAGGGAGCCAGAUACAGAUUAGGUCCUGAGCUAGAAAUCACAGGUUAUGGAUGUAAUGAUCAUUUCUAUGAAUCAGACACAAACCUACAUUCAUGGCAGGUCUUGGCUAAGCUACUGGAAGCACCGGAGACUCAGGAUAUGAUCUGUGAUGUAGGAAUGCCGGUGAUGCACAAGAAUGUCCGCUAUAAUUGCAGAGUCAUCUUCCUCAACAGGAAAAUUAUCUUGAUCAAGCCCAAGACUGACAUGGCUAAUAAUGGCAACUACAGAGAGCUGAGAUGGUUUACUGGUUGGGCUAAGCUAAGGACUGUGGAGCAGCACUUCUUACCAAGGAUGAUCUCAGAUAUCACAGACCAGAUAACGGUUCCCAUAGGAGAUGCUGUGAUAGCAACACGUGAUACAUGUAUUGGGACUGAGGUGUGUGAGGGGUUAUGGACUGCAAACAGCCCUCAUAUAGCGAUGAGUCUGGAUGGCGUAGAGAUCGUUACUAACGGCAGCGGCAGCUUACAUCACCUCAGGAAAGGGCAUCGCCUUGUCGAUCUCAUUAAGAAUGCUACCUUGAAGUGUGGUGGUAUCUACAUGUAUUCCAACCUGCGGGGCUGUGACGGAGAAAGAGUCUACUACUACGGGGGUUCUAUGAUAGCUGUAAACGGAGACGUGGUCGUCAGGGGGGAGGAGUUUGCACUCGCUGAUGUUGAAGUGACGACAGCGACCCUUGACCUCGAAGAUGUAAGGUCGUACAGAGCGCAGGCAUCCAGUUCGUCCAUGGCCGCUACACGGUCGGAGGCUUUCCCUCGUAUUCAAGUCGACUUUUCGAUCUCCAACGACCGAGACGCUGAAGCGACUCCUCCAGUCCGGGACACUCUCAAGAUGUAUACAGCGGAAGAGGAGAUAGCCUUGUCUCCAGCCUGCUGGUUAUGGGAUUACCUUAGAAGAAGUAGGCAGGGCGGUUUCUUCAUUCCUCUGAGUGGUGGUAUAGACAGCUCAUCCGUUGCUUGCAUCGUUCAUUCUAUGUGUAGACUCGUUUGCCAGGCUGUUUUGGAAGGAGAUGAAAAGGUGCUUGCAGAUGUGAGGUCAUUGACCCGUGACCCUGAGUACACGCCCUCUGACCCUAGGGAGCUAUGCGGUCGAGUCCUGGUGACCUGUUACAUGGGAACGGUCAACUCCUCGACCGAGACGCGACAGAGGGCCGAAGACCUUGCCCGUCAGAUCGGAAGCCACCAUAAGUCUAUCAACAUAGACGAUGCUGUUACAGCCUCCGUAGGUAUCUUUGAGAAGGCAUCUGGUACCCAACCUAAAUUCAAAGCUUCGGGAGGCUCUCAACGAGAAAACCUUGCUUUACAGAACAUUCAGGCCAGAACUCGGAUGGUCCUGUCCUACCUGUUUGCUCAGCUCUCACUUUGGAGCCUGGAUAGACCCGGUGGCUUGCUGGUCCUGGCUUCAGCUAAUGUAGAUGAGAGUCUGAGAGGGUACUUCACAAAAUACGACUGUUCCAGUGCUGACCUCAACCCCAUAGGUGGUAUAAGCAAGACUGAUCUGAGAAGUUUCAUCAUCUAUGCCAUGAAGAAAUUCAACUUGCCUGCACUGCAAGGGAUAAUGGAUGCUCCACCCACUGCGGAACUGGAGCCAUUGGAGGCCGGCAAAGUGUCACAAACAGACGAGGUUGACAUGGGAAUGACGUACAGCGAGUUAUCCAUCUUUGGACGUCUGAGGAAGAUCAGUCUCUGUGGACCGUACAGCAUGUUCAUGAAGCUAGUCAACGAAUGGAAGGAGUCUUGUUCCCCUACACAGGUUGCUGACAAAGUUAAGCACUUCUUCCGUUCCUACUCUAUCAACCGCCACAAGAUGACUACCCUGACACCCUCGUGCCAUGCUGAGUCCUACAGCCCAGAUGACAAUCGCUUUGAUCUUAGACAGUUCCUCUACAAUGCUAAAUGGCCCUGGCAAUUCAAGUUCAUCGAUCAGGAGGCGGCACGUCUUCAAGAGAAACUAGAUGCCAAGAAUUCAUCUCACGAUGUCACAACCUCAUCAACCAAUCAGAGCGCACUCUCUGCCACCCAUGUGACCACCAUCACCAGUGUCGCAACCCAGCGGCGCUCCAGCGACGACGCCGAGAAACCCAUGGACGGCCAAUCUUCACCCGACAAGCAGACAGAGGUCAGCCCUCCAUUGAGAUUGACACGCAAGAGGUCAGGUGAGGUCACGGUUGGGGUCAGCCAGAAUAAGCGGGCCAGGUCGCCAAACGCCAACUCAAAUAACUCAAAUGGGGGUAAACCCUCACCAUUGAAACACAUUGGAAAUUGGAUAAGAGAGAGUGUUGGAUCUGUGUGAAGCUGAUCUACGUCCAUUGUGUUAAACAAAGUGUUUAAAAUGUAUAGAAAUUAACAAACUUGUGCAUGAUAUUAAAGAUAAAGUUGAGUUCUAGUCAUGUGAUUGCAUUGUGAAAGAAACGGUGUGGAAUCUAUCAGAAAAGGUUGAUCAUCUAGUAUAUAA